Messenger RNA from Acanthochromis polyacanthus (spiny chromis), 7402 nucleotides. Its product is annotated as zinc finger protein OZF-like. Bases 3456 to 5090 code for a protein of 544 amino acids. Gene Ontology annotation, molecular function: RNA polymerase II cis-regulatory region sequence-specific DNA binding; DNA-binding transcription repressor activity, RNA polymerase II-specific. Gene Ontology annotation, biological process: negative regulation of transcription by RNA polymerase II. The record is from RefSeq and is a predicted model, not a curated record. The transcript has 5 exons. NCBI's taxonomy places the organism in Eukaryota, Metazoa, Chordata, Actinopteri, Pomacentridae. Gene Ontology annotation, cellular component: nucleus.
CACCGACGGCAUACAAGGGGACACACGCAACACUGAGGACUCCUCAGUGAGGAGGAACUGAGAAUGAAUGACCGAGUUCAAACAAAGUGUCCGUGAGUUUCUGUUGGGAAAGGAUCAAGAUUUGUGGCAAACUGUGCAGGAUUGCCUUCAUCUCCAAAAUCCGGGUUGCAGCCGGUUUUUCACCUUAAUCUGUCAACUAAACGUAUGGACUUAAGGAAGUUGCCACCUCUGUAUCUCAUGAAUUUGCGACCACUGCAAAAUAAAAGAGGGAAAAGAAAGAAAACAACUGUCUGAUGAGUGGAGUCCUGCUCAAUAUGGAAGCGAAUGUGACUCAAAACUGAAAUGCAAAAGCAUUAGCAGAAAUGCUUUUGCAUUUCAAAGUCAUGGCUGCACUUUUUGCAUUUUCGUGUUCCCCCGCAAAAAGUGUCUCAUAAUUCAAAUGCAAAUGCAUUCUCAAGUGGCGCAGGAAAGUGACGUCACGGACCCCCCCUCGUUCUGGCCCCUUCUGCAUUUUACGCCACUUUAAACAAUGCCGGCUCAUUGCGCUGCAUUUAAUUGCACACUUUGGAGACAAGGAAACUUGGAAUAACUUAGAGAGAGAGAGAGAGAGAGAGAGAGAGAGAGAGAGAGAGAGAGAGAGACCCCCACUUACUUAAAAACACAGACAACUGAACAGUCACGUGACGCCAUGCGAGAAGGAGCCACGGAGUAGGGAGCUCCCCACUGCAUUGCUACUUUUAUCCUUUAAAACAUUUACACCAGAGAUAUUAUUGUCUGGCCUACUGGUUUUAAAUCAACGGCGGUGCAAAAAAUGUCGAAACUUUCCAAGUCCUCGGCCUGUGGAGAUAUUAAAAGACAUCUGUGGUCGCAUGGGGCUGAUGCCACGAUGCAAAAUCAAGAUGAAGCUAACGAGCCCGAGCUGCAACAAGCUAGCGAUAUAGCUCAUGACAUUAGCAACAUUUACUUAGCACUAACAAAGAUCUCCGAAGAUCUGGCGGGGCUAGCAGAAAUACGUCGCACCACCGCAUCGGUAGAGGCUAAACUCUCGUCUUUAAUUACGAGAAUGGACGACGUGGAAAAGCGAGUGGAGUACUUGGAGAGAGCCGAACAUGAAUGGCAAGAUAACCCGCCAGCUAGCAAGACGGAGGUCGGACAGAUAUGGGACAAAUUAGAAGACAUGGAGAAUCGCUCGAGACGGAACAAUGUUCGCUUCAUCGGCUUUCCGGAGGGUAAAGAGGGAGGAGAUGUGGUGAGAUUUUUGGAGGAACUGUUGCCAGAGUUGCUGAACAUAGAGGGGAAAAGAGAGAUUGAACGAGCACACCGGGUCGCUGGCCAGCGACCCACGGCAGGAGACAGACCCAGACCAAUACUGGCCAGGUUUUUGAGAUCGUCAGACCGGGAUGCGGUACUACGAGCAGCGAGAAACAAAGGCAAGCUGACCUGGGGAAACACUACUGUUAUGCUUUUCCCCGACUACUCCAGAGCCACCCAGAUGAAGCGCGACAAAUUCAAGGAUUGCAAGAAAAACUGCAUGAGCGGGGGGUGAAUUUCAGGAUGCUCUUCCCGGCCAAGCUGAGAAUCCAGACCGGCGAGGGUGAGAAGGCUUUUGAUUGUCCCCGGAGAGCCAUGGCUUUCAUAGACGCUAUGCAGUGAGUAACGUGUCUGAAGGACUGAUUUGUUUCCAUUCUCAUUCUGCGCUCCCGUUCGUUAUGUUAAAGAGACUGGUGUAGACUUUUUUUCCUUCUCCAUGGUAGCGGUGCGUGAGGACUCACGACGGGUGGAGCCUCGCAGACCAGACACGGACCGUCGGUCCUCUGUUGGAGGGUCUUACGUGGGGGUUCAAAUGUGCAAAGUUCAGGUAAUGUGAUGUGUGCCGUUCAAGCUUGGUCAGAGAUGCUGUACCAUCAUUUAACGAAAGCUACCACCUUCUAGCUCUGAAAAACAAUGGCGGCCUACUGAUUCCAUCACAAGGCACAGUGAAGGUUUGAUUUUAUAAUCUUGUAUUAUUUUUUUUAUCUUUGCAUGUUAAAGUUGCUUUGUUCUUUAUUUUCUCUGUACUGUAAGCUGUCUUUUAGCACUGUGUAAAGCGCUAUGAAAAUAUAAUUAUUUUUAUUAUUGAGAGUUGCAGAGAGGGUGAUUCGCCAGGCAUCAACAAAACAAGCUCCAAAGGUGUCAACAGUCACACACAUCGUCCGGGAGGAGAUUGGAACGGAGGAUGUUUUUCUGCUUGGGGAGCACAUUGAAGAAACACAUCAUUCCAGCUUGUCAUUGGUUGUGUUUGCCAAACUUACCUGUACCUUGACCUGCAGAAAGGGAGCACGAGAAAGAAGCUCUGCAAAACAGUCCUCUUUCAUCGGUUUUAUCUGUAAAACGUUUGUACAUGUGUAAAUGUGGUUUGGGGCAGGGAUGUCAUGUUCUUAAUGCAAUAACAUCAUCAUCAAACAACAAAGCCAUACAAAUUUCAGACUUGUUUAUUAAAGUACUGUUUGAGUUCAUUUUCAAAGUAUUUUCCAUUUGGUUUUUCUUUGCCCAUUUCGUUUUGUGAAUAUGAAAUUUGCCCAGCAUGAUGAUAGUCUGCAACAAAAGGGAAAGGCUGUAAGGUAUGGAGGGAUUUUCAAACUGAAAGAGGAUGUGGCUCUCCUGGAGGCUGAUCCUGUGUCCGGUUUUGUUAUGGAUUAGGUUUUGUAUAUGAUUCCAGAGGUUUUUACUGUAUGAGCAUUGAUAAAAGAGGUGAAUGAUUUGAUUUUUCAUUUAGUCACAGAAUGAGCAGUGUUGAAGAAGAAAAUGAAAUUGCAUUUUGGAAUAUUGCUUUUUCAUUUUAUUUUUGAGUCAAAAAGUGCAGCCAUGACUUUGAAAUGCAAAAGCAUUUCUGCUAAUGCUUUUGAAUUUGAGUUUUGAGUCACAUUCGCUUCCAUAGCUCAAACCCUGGGUAGAUGAAACAUCCUUUUUCAAGUGGGGAAACUGCACAAACUGAGAGAAAAAUCAUCAAUGAGAAUCACCUGUCAUUGAAAGUGGGAGGACACUUGACACUAUGGGAGAGUGCAAAGAACAGAGAGAGCUGCCUUUAAACAGAACACUGAGCAGUAAAAUACAUUCACUAACUUACAGCAUGAACAGUUUUCUACCAGCAGUCCUGUCUUGAAUCACCUGCAGUAGCAUCUUUAUUCUCUUUUUCCAUGUCUGUUUUCUGUCUAUGUUCCUUAUUUUUAACAGUUUAAGUUCAUUUGUAUCAGUUUUAGGUGAAACUGAAAAGAGCUAAAAGUGAACUGUUUAGUUGAAAUGUGUCCUCUGUGUUGGCUGAUGAACAUAUGGGACACUCUGACACUUGUGUAUAGAGUGGUAUCCUAAUGAAGAUGUGUUUGAUGUGACAGGUGAUUGGCAGGAGGAGGAGAGUCUGACGGAGGAGCAGAGGAAUGUUGGCAGCCAUUUAGUCUGAGCUCAACAACAGAGGAAACAUGGAUUCUUCACAAAAAAAAUGUAAACGCAGCAAUGGAGUGAGAUGUCGGACCUCUGAGGAGGAUAAGGAUGGUUCGGCAACAACAGCAAAAAGAGAUGAAUCACUGAGUUGUGCGCAAUGUGGCAAGACUUUUAUCACAGCAACAAAGCUAAGAAUUCACAAACAUAUUCACACUGUGGACAAACCAUUCAGCUGUGAUCAGUGUGGAAAGGCUUGUACUCACAAGAGUGAUUUAAAAAGACAUCAACUCAUUCACAGUGGAGUUAAAUCAUUCAGCUGUGAUCAGUGUGGAAAGGCAUUUACUCAGAAGAGUGAUUUAAAAAGACAUCAACUCAUUCAUAGUGGAGUAAAAUUGUUUGCCUGUGAUCACUGUGGAAAGGCUUUUACUCAUGUGCGCUAUUUAAAAUCCCACCAACUCAUUCACUGUGAAGUUAAACCAUUCAGCUGUGAUCAGUGUGGAAAGGCUUUUAUUACAAAGACUCUGUUAAAACAUCAUCAACUCAUUCACAGUGGAGUUAAACCAUUCGGCUGUGAUCAGUGUGGAAAGGCUUUUAUUACAAAGACUCUGUUAAAACGUCAUCAACUCAUUCACAGUGGAGUUAAACCAUUCAGCUGUGAUCAGUGUGGAAAGGCUUUUACUGACAAGAGUACAUUAAGAGAUCAUCAACUCAUUCACAGUGGAGUUAAACCAUUCAGCUGUGAUCAGUGUGGAAAGGCUUUUACUCUGAAGAGUCACUUAAAAAGACAUCAACUAAUGCACAGUGGAGUUAAUCCAUUUAAAUGUGAUCAGUGUGGAAAGGCUUUUACUCACAAGAGUUGCUUGAAAAAGCAUCAACUCCUUCACAGUGGAGUGAAACCAUUCAGCUGUAUUCAGUGUGGAAAGGCUUUUACUCAGAGGAGUAACUUAAAAAGUCAUCAACUCAUUCACAGUGGAGUUAAACCAUUCAGCUGUGAUCAGUGUGUGAAAACCUUUACUCAACAUGAACAGUUGUUGAUCCAUCGAUGCCCCCAUUCUGGUAAAAAGCGAUACCACUGUGACUCCUGUGAAAAAACUUUCAACAACCAACAGAACUUAAAACGUCACCAACGCAUCCACACUGGACAUGAUGUGUACGUAUGUGAUCACUGUGGUGAACCAUUUGUAUUGUACUCGCAGUUAAAAGCUCAUGAAGUGACCCACACUGGGGUUAAACCAUACCUUUGUGACCAGUGUGGGAAACGCUACAGCUACAUUGCAAACCUCAAAGUUCACCAACGUGUCCACACUGGGGAGAGACCAUACAGAUGUGAUGAGUGUAAGAAGACUUUUACAACUUUGGGUUCCCUGAAACAACACCAGCAGAUCCACACCAGAAAGAAAGCAUUCAAUCAGUGUCACAGUGAGCAGAACGGAACAGAUGGACAAAACUCUCAGACUUGUCAGCACUCUGCCAAUGGUGAAAAGUGCUGCUUUGACCAGUCUGGACCAACGUCCAACCAACAAGGAACCCAGCAACGACACCAGCGUAUGCACACUGGACACAGACUGAACCCCUGCCAAGAAGAUUUCUCCAUGCAGGGUUCAGUAAAAGUUCAUGAAGUCCUCCACAAACUUAAAGUCCUUGAGAUCCGGCUUCACAAAAUUCAGGUCUAAUUUCUUGUUUAGUGUCUUUGUUGCUUCGUUGCGAAAUCCAUUAAGAAGAAAGCUGUCAUUAACAGACUUGUCCGGUAAAUUAUUAAACCAUUCAAAGUGGUUACUCAGUUAAAUGAAUUAUCAGUGGUAGAGGGAUAGAUGUCUUAAAUUUGCAAAAAUUUCUAGAUUUCUGUUUUUUUCUGUCAAGAUGGGGUGCUGAGAAAUAAAAUGAACUUUUUUUAUUUUGCCAAGUGGCUGCAGUGACAGAGUGAAAAAUUUCAAGGGGUCUGAAUACUUUCUGUACCCACAUGUAUGUGUCUGGAGAUAGUGGCAUUUUUAUAACGGCACAUUUUCAUGCUUUGACAGAUACAGUGAGGGAAAAAAGUUUUCAGACACCCUGAAAAGUUUUACACAAUUGUAGGGAUACUGCGAAGGCCUAUGGAAUUCCAGAUGACGAACUCAGAUGAGCCAAAACUCUUUUCUCUACAGGAAGAUUGGGACAGUGUAUUACUAUGUGUUUUAUUCACAGGAGAAGGACAUUCAGAUCUUUCACUUGAGGAUGGAGCUCCUGUAAUCAUCUCCUGCACCUGGAAGAACCUGUUCUUUUUGAAGACAAUGACUAUCACUUUAUUCUUAAAUGUUUUGUUGGACAAAAACCUUAUUUUUGCUCUAACCAAAUCCCCCCUCCCCUCUCAGGAAUGCACUCUCAGAGACAGCGCUGCCUGGCUCCAAAGUCAUAACAUUUAUGACCCUGCUGCAGAAGGCUGGAACAGAGAGAGACACUCUCUUUAACUGAAGGAACUGAACAUCUUCAAAGUUCAUAUUUCUGAGAUUUAUUUUGUUCUUUCCUGAUAACCAAAGUUAUAGUGAGAUUAUGUUGUACAUCAUAUCCAAAAAUGACAUUUAUGUCUUUUACAGAAGCCUAGAUAUCAAAAUGCCUGGUUAAUUGAUCUCUCCCACAGGAUUUUGGACUGAAUUCCCUUAUUAACCUCUGAAUUUACUUUCUAUUUAGGUUGAAUGAUGACCAUUGUAUUUACCUGUUACCAAAUCUCUGACUUGUUAUAUUUUUAAUGUGAUACAUAUUUCUAAUGUCAUAAACAUAAACAUGUAGUUAUGAAUGAAAUGUCACAUAAUAUGAACAUAUGUAUUAAUCUACACAUAUUUCUCUUUCACACAACUGAAUUAUGGUGAAGGAAUAGACAGAUCGUGUUUUGCGCGUUUGAGACUAUAUUUUUAACAGAUUCCUGAUCAUCCCUUGUUCUCUGCCCCUCUCCUCUGGAGAACAAAGAGAGUCGUAUUACUACCCAGAGGUUCGCGCCGAAAGGUUUCUCUCUCCGCCCAGGUCCGUCCUCCGAGGCUUCUGACCCUUAAAUUCAGCUGCUGCCCCCACCUCUCGCUCUUACCCUCGCUUCCCUUUCUUUUCCUCACUGGGGAAUCCAUGAUGGAGAUUCCCAUUAUUUUCUUACCGAAAGCACGCUUUUCCUCUUUGAAAUUCCCUCACCAUCAAAGUUUAACUAUUUAUCUCUUAAUAUUUUUGUAACUUAAGGAGACAUUUUGCUCAAUUUUAAGUAAAUUUUAUUCGUUUAAUCUGGAGAACCGAAUCAGAACCAGCAUUUCCUUUUCUUAAUUUUGGCAGUUUUUCAUCAAACAUCCAUUUUUCUUGGCUAAAGCCUGAGAGCCAUCAUUUUAAUUCAAGUGACUCUUCAUCAACCGGGCUCCAUUCAGCUGUGCACACCGGAAAUCUUUUGGACCAGAUUCCCGGGUCCGGAACCAAUCACUGACAUAACAACGGUCCUACGCACAGAACCAGCAAGUCCAGUGCGUCUGAAGGGCCCGCUGAAGGCUCGCAAGGUCCCAGCCAGGAGUCGACUCCAACAGAUGGUUCUGUUACCGUAAGACCAGCUGAGAUUGCUCUGCCUGAUCUGGUUGAUGUGACUAACCGCUUGAUUAAUUAAAUCCGCCAGUUUAUUCUUCUACAAAUCAUUGAUCUUAAUCCAAAUUACCGGUUACCUCGUCAAGUUAGCUCUGGCUCUUCUCUCACCAUAUCUCCAGUCUCCCACUCUACACACACACCCAAACCUCUCUCUCUCUCUCUCUCUCUCUCUCUCUCUCUCUCUCUCUCUCUCUCUCUCUCUCUCUCUCUCUCUCUCUCUCUCUCUCUCUCUCUCUCUCUCUCUCUCUCUCUCACACACACACACACACACACAUACACAUUCCACAGACACAUGUAGAUGCACACGCACACACACACACACAUCAUAUCUGCCUUGUAUAUAGUUCACUUGUCAUUAUUUUAAUAGAAUAGUCAAUAAAUACAUUCAUUUUAGACCAAA